UAUUUCACAGACAGGAGGAACACUGGAAAUGGGGGCAGUUUCUGUGCUGUUGGUGCUGCUGGCAGUGGCUGCACAAACUGUAGCAAGGCCCAAAACCCGGUUUAUUCGCUAUCCAUCAUGGAAUACUAAGAUGUAUCCAAUUCUGAAAGAAGGUGACCCGCGAUGCAAAGACUCCUGGAAAGGUGGAAGAGUGAGUUUCAAUGUGGGAAAUGAUUCACCGACUCUCACGGGAGCCAAGGUCGGCUUCACCAUUGAGCUGGAGUUUCCUCACACCCAGAGGACGCAGCCCGGGGGAAACGUGGUCUGGAAUGAAGACUGCGUCGUCAACGGAACAAAGUAUCUUGAGUCUGAACCAGUAUACCCAGAACCCAACGGAGACUGGGAAGCUGUUUUCCCUGAUGGAACACCAAUAAAGAAAGACAAGAAGCCAGCCUACGUGUUUGUGUGGAAGACUCGGGGUCAGUACUGGCAGGUGGCAGACGGGCCGUCCUCCUCCCUCACCAUCGAUACAGACGACACCCCCCUGGGCUCCUACACCAUGGACAUCGUUAUCUACCACUACCGGAGCAAAGAGAAGUUCAUUCCUCUGGGAUACGCCUCCACGCAGUUCUCCAUCACAGAUCAGAUUCCCUUUGCUGUCUCCCUGGACCAAGUGAACGAUGUUUCGGCCCAGGACAUGCGCUUUGUGCAGAACAGAGCUAUUGCCUUCACCAUCACCCUCCAUGACCCCAGCGAGUACCUCAGCAACGCAGACAUCACCUUCAACUGGAGCUUUGGGGAUGAGAGUGGAGCCCUGAUAUCCAGAGAGCUGACCGUUACUCACACCUACAUCAACUCUGGCUCAUUCAAGCCCCAGGUGGUGAUCCAGGCCGUCAUCCCAGACAAGACCUGCAGGCCCGGGGUAGAUAACUCCACCACCUCCCCUGGUCCAGCUGAUCAGCCCACCACAUUGAAAGCACCAGCGCGGGUGUUUGGUUUGCCCAUAAUGGGUUCGUCCAAAACCACUGGUCAGAAUGUCUACACGGACACGGAGGAGGAUAACUCUGAGGGCGAAGCCUCCACCACCUCCAUCAGUCACCAUGCCGAGGACGUGCUCAAAGCCACCAAAACCCCGUCCCCCGUCAACCAGCUGCCGGCUGCAGGUGAUGCAGGGAGCAUGCUAGUAGGAGGUGCAAAGAGAACAGUGGCGCUGACAAGGCGAGCUGCUGCAGUUGAAGCUAAGCGAGAUGCCGGCGAUGACAGCUGUGCGAUAUACAGAUACGGCUCCUUCUGCACUGGCAUUGAAGUCUUUGAGGGCAUUGAAAAAGUGGAAAUUGUACAAAUGGACAACACUGUCAUGGCAACACCCAGAAUAGACACCAAUGUCUUCGACAUCACUGUUACAUGCCAGGGAAGUCUUCCAAAGGAAGUGUGCAGUGUGAUUCUGGAUGCAGAAUGCUUGAAGCCAAUUCACACUUCAUGCAACAUGGUGGAGCCCUCCAAGGAAUGCCAGCUGGUGUUGCGUCACUUUUUCAACAACUCUGGAGUCUACUGCAUCAAUGUUUCCAUGUCAAAUGAUGUCAGUUUAGCUGUCACCAGUGCCAAAGUCAAGGUUGACAUGGACUCAGGUUUGUCCUCCUCUGGCCCCAUCAUCGUGAUAUUUGGAGUCCUGGUGCUUGUUCUCACAGUGGGAAUAGUAGCAUACUCUUACAGGCGCUAUAAGUCUUACCAUCCCAUGAAGGAGGACGUUACUCCACCUGAAGGCACCAAGCUUAGCAGGGCUCACAAUGGCUCUGCAGCCUUGACGUUUUGGAAGUCUCUGAACAGACAAGGAGCCUCGGACAACUGCCCUCUGCUACACUCCUAGCUACUGUCACACUACCAGCAAAGCCAAGCACAUGAGCAACUGAUUAAAAGAAAAAAAAAGACAAAAAUCACAAGCGCCUAGAAUGGCUUUUUAUACUUUUUUAAACAUUUCUUUUGGAUUACAAAAAAAUUUGAUUUAUGAGUGAUAUUUAGGAUGAAAUCAAGCUAUAAUCUGGAAAUGUGUGGUAGACAUGCUUACUUUUUUUUGUACUUUUUGGAAUAACUUUGGAUGUGAAGUAUUUAAAUUGGACAAGAAUGUAAGUUGAACAUUUUUCAAAUAAAUGCUGUUUAAGCGUUA
This is a messenger RNA of Cololabis saira (Pacific saury), 2143 nucleotides long. It is a transcript of the gene pmelb, whose product is annotated as premelanosome protein b. The record is from RefSeq and is a predicted model, not a curated record. The transcript has 12 exons. Lineage: Eukaryota; Metazoa; Chordata; Actinopteri; Beloniformes; Belonidae. Bases 29 to 1846 code for a protein of 605 amino acids. Gene Ontology annotation, cellular component: melanosome. Gene Ontology annotation, biological process: melanosome organization.